This is a messenger RNA of Osmia lignaria (orchard mason bee), 1059 nucleotides long. It is a transcript of the gene Ccm3, whose product is annotated as programmed cell death protein 10 Ccm3. Gene Ontology annotation, biological process: regulation of Golgi organization; positive regulation of MAP kinase activity. Gene Ontology annotation, molecular function: protein kinase binding. The record is from RefSeq and is a predicted model, not a curated record. Lineage: Eukaryota; Metazoa; Arthropoda; Insecta; Hymenoptera; Megachilidae. Gene Ontology annotation, cellular component: FAR/SIP/STRIPAK complex.
CGUGAUAUAAAAAUCAACUAACUGUAUUUAAUUGAGUAUAAACUGCACUUAUAAAUAAACGUUGUGAAGGAUGACAAUGGGCGAUGAGACUCCAGUUACAUCACUGGUUUUUCCUGUCAUUCUGAGACCAAUACUGAUGAAGCUGGAGAGGCAAAAUGUAUUGGCUGCUCAGACUUUACGUACAGCUUUGUUAAAAGCUGAAAAUUCUCAUCCAGGAAUUACGCUUGACUUAAUUCUUGGCAUAAUACAAAGAGCAGAACUUAAUUUGGAUAUGAAUGAAAGUGUUUUAAGAUUGCAAGGUGCAGCUUCUGAUUAUGAUGUUGUAGAAUAUAGAUCAGCUAGAUCCGAGGAUGCUUUCCAAGAAUUGAAUCGUAAAUCAACUUCAUUAAAGAGAAUACUUAGUAGAAUUCCUGAUGAAAUAACAGAUCGUAAAACUUUCCUUGAAACUAUCAAAGAAAUUGCAAGUGCAAUAAAAAAACUUUUAGAUGCAGUAAAUGAAGUAACUGCAUUUAUAAGUGGCUCUGCAGGGAAACAAGCAUUAGAUCAAAGGAAAAGAGAAUUUGUUAAGUACAGUAAAAGGUUUAGCAAUACAUUGAAAGAAUACUUUAAAGAAGGGCAAGCAAAUGCAGUAUUUGUGAGUGCACUUUAUUUAAUACACCAAACAAAUAUGAUUAUGCUCACAGUAAAAGAUAAAUGUGAGUAAAUGAACACUCUGUUUUACAAUAAUGAAGCUAUUCACAGCAAUUACAAAAUUCGUAAUAUUUUGAUUUUAUUCAUUUUGUUAUGUAUCUGAUGAUAAGAUUUGAAUGCCAUUGAAUAUAAUAUAUACAUAUAUAUAUAUAUAUAUAUAGUAUUAUUUUGUAUGUAUUAAUUGUUAUAAAAUAAUAACACAUAGAAGAAUCCAUAGACAGUGAACAAAAUUCAAAGAAACCCUUCUGUCCAAAAUGAAUAAUAAAUAAAGAAAAACAUUGUUUAUCAAAGAUAAUGGACAUUCAAAAUAAGGGAGUCAUUUCUCCAAAUGUAUAAGAAAUAAAAAUUACUUUAUUGAUAACAAAUGUA